Molecule: messenger RNA, 3201 nt
Organism: Exophiala bonariae
Lineage: Eukaryota; Fungi; Ascomycota; Eurotiomycetes; Chaetothyriales; Herpotrichiellaceae
Exons: 1
Coding region: 1-3201 (1066 amino acids)
Cellular component (GO): membrane
Source: RefSeq, a predicted model, not a curated record
AUGUCGACACAAAAAACCUCUCGAGGUCAAGCUCGUCGUAGCUCAGGCAUCUUCAAAUCAGCACCCCUCUCUCCCAUGUCCAGCGGCUCCCCCUCAAGACGCACGCAGGAAGAACAACCCCAAGAAGAGAGCAGUCCUCUGGCUGUUGGUGAUCGCCCACACACAAGUCGCCGUUCUCGAGCUGGUUCUGCCUCUAGUCAGACGGUUGCAAGAACGCCUGCGAGGUCCUUUUACCAUCGUUCCUUUCAUGGCCAGCUAGAACCUCCCCAGUAUUCGUCCUCCGCAGGCUUGCGAAACCAGACUGCCGAACUAGCUGCCUUUGCUCUGUCCGACAACACUUCUUUUCUGGGGAGCUCCCCACCAAGCUCCGAAGCCGCUUCAGACGAUGGGUAUAUCGAUCCCAUUGAGGAAGUAUCAGAGCCUGUAACGCCAUCAGGCUCGGAAACCGAGCUUGGACGGACUGGUGACCCUGCCGUGUCAGGUCUCACCAUGUUGAUACACGACUCUGUGGAGCAAGAAGAAGAACAAGACACCCGCGAUAUACAUGAAGCAGAUAAAGUAACACGCGCACGCUCGAGAUCCUCUAAUGUACCGGGUGCGAUGCUUCCAAAUGAACGCACAAGUCUCCUCGGUGGAGAUCGCAAACCUUCCCUAGGAUACGGGGAGUUCAGUGAUCUGGAACGGCAGCGCCCAGCAAGAGAGAGAUAUCACAAACAAUGGAGAAAGGCUGUGAGCAAUACCCGUGCGUGCGUCUACACCGUUUCCCACCCAAAGACCUGGAACCCCAAGGCCAUCUAUAGAGAGGUGGUGGUUCAUCCGGUCAGCCUCCUCCCUGCCGUUUUUCUCGGUUUGUUGCUCAACAUCUUGGAUGCUCUGUCUUACGGCAUGAUUCUUUUUCCUUUGGGCAAUGCUGUGUUUGAAAACCUUGGCUCGGAUGGCAUCGCCAUAUUCUACGUCAGUACUAUUGUCUCACAAAUCAUAUAUUCUUCAGGCGGUAGCGUGUUUCGAGGUGGCAUUGGAUCAGAAAUGAUCGAGGUCGUCCCUUUCUUCCACAAAAUGGCCUUCACAAUUCUCGCCAAAGUUGGGGAGGAUGAUCCCAAAUCUGUGCUGGCUACCACAAUAUUGUCUUUUGCUGUCAGUGCAAUCCUCACUGGAGCCGUCUUCUUUUUGAUGGGAGCUUUUGGACUCGGCUCGCUUAUUGGGUUCUUCCCUCGACACAUUUUGAUCGGUUGCAUUGGAGGAGUCGGCUGGUUCCUUGUCGCCACCGGCGUGGAGGUAUCGGCGAGACUUCCAGGAAAUCUGGAGUAUAAUCUCGACACCAUCAAGCAGUUGAUUCGGACUGAUACGAUACUCUUGUGGACCAUCCCACUUUUGCUUGCGAUUAUCCUGAUUUUUGUUCAACGCUUUGUUAAAUCAAACCUUCUGGUUGGCGGUUAUUUCAUCUCUGUUGCUGCACUCUUCUACUUCUUCAAGUUCGCCAUGGAUAUCCCAAUGGAGACUUUGCACUCAAGAGGCUGGGUUUUCGACCCUCCACCUGCGGGCAAUCCUUGGUACCACUUCUACACGCUGUACGACUUCAAAGCCGUGCACUGGGGAGCACUGGCAGACACGAUACCUGCCAUGUUUGCACUCACUUUCUUCGGCGUCUUGCACGUACCAAUCAAUGUACCAGCUUUAGGCAUCUCCACUGGUGAGGACAAUUUGAAUGUUGAUCGUGAACUCAUUGCUCAUGGUCUUUCGAACUGCAUCAGCGGGUUGUUCGGAAGCGUACAAAAUUACCUUGUGUAUACCAACAGUCUUCUAUUUAUGGACAGUGGCGGUAAUGACCGUCUCGCUGGAUUGCUGCUCGCAGCCUGUACCUUUGGCAUUCUAUUGGCAGGGCCUGUAAUUAUUGGUUUUAUUCCCAUCAUGGUUGUUGGCGCUCUGAUUUUCCUCCUGGGAAUUGAAUUGCUCGAAGAAGCUUUGGUUGGCACAUGGGGUAAAGUGCACAAACUGGAGUAUGCCACCAUCGUGCUGAUCGUUGUGGUCAUGGGUGUGUGGGAUUUCGUUGUUGGAAUUCUCUUCGGUAUUGUACUGGCGGCUGUGAGCUUCGUUGUUCAGACUUCACGCCGAAGCGCCAUUCGAGCCACCUAUUCAGGUGAAAUCGCUAAAUCGUUGGUGAGAAGGCCUCCUGUUCAACUUAACUUCCUUAAAGAAGCCGGCCAACAGAUCUUUCUUAUCCGACUGGCUGGCUUCUUGUUCUUUGGAACCAUCGUCGGCGUGGAGAAUCGUAUUCGGGCUCUGCUUGAAGAUGAUGCUUUCAGGGAUCGACCACUUCGCUUUUUGAUAUUGGAUAUGGCCCAAAUCAACGGCAUCGACUUUUCAGCAGCAGAAGCCUUUACGCGAAUUAACCGUUUGUUGCAAAAAAGAGGAGUGCAGUUGAUAGUCAGCUCCUUGGAUGUUGAUGGAGAGAUUGGUCAGGCACUAGGCAAUGUUGGACUGUUUGGAGACGAGCUAAAGGUCGAAAUAUUCACGGAUCUCAACGUUGCGUUGGAGCAUUGCGAAAACAAACUUCUGACUGCGCUGUAUCGGCAACAAGAGCAUCGACGAACCAAAAGAAUCCAUCUUGACGUCCCAAGAAGUCAAAGCCAGGAUCUAUCGCAUUCUUACCAGGCUGAAUUCAUGGGCAACUCUCCUCGAAGAAACUUUCUCCACCAGGCUGCUCAGAGCACGCUUGAUGCCGAUACCUCCACCACAGGGAAGUGGCAUUCUUUCAAACAACCACUUCCACUACUACUGCAAAUUUUUGCAGACCUAUCUGAAAAGAAUGAGGAUUUCUGGUACAAGGCCACUCAAUACUUCGAGCGAGUGAUAUAUCCUAAAGGAUCAGUUUUGUUCAAUGUUGGUGAUCAGGCCAGCGGAUUUUAUAUGCUUGAAGAAGGUAUUCUUCGUGCCGAUUACGACCUACCUCAAGGCAAAUAUUCCGAACUGAUAGUGUCAGGCCGCCCGUGUGGAGAGUUACCAUUUUUCUCUCAGACACUUCGAACCGCAACACUGAUCGCGGAGAAGGACUGCAUCAUAUGGCAGAUGAGUACACAGAAAUGGAGGGACAUGCAGGAGGAAGAUGCCGAUGUGGCACAAGAAUUGCUGGUCAUAACAUUGAAGUUGACCAAGGAGAGGAUGGACGCCAUCACUUCAUAUGUCCUGACUUCGGCCACUUGA